CAGCAAUCGCAUUCAUGAAUAAAUACUAACUGAGCGGGGAUAUGCUACAACAAUGGAUGCUUAUAUGUAUUCGACUUGCCGCACUCGAUUAUGGUAUGUUUGUAUGUCGUUAUUGAGGGUGAGAUCAUUUGCAUCAUUCAUGUCAGCUCCCUUUGGCCAUGUUUAUGAUGCCAGGAACCUUUAUGGAACGAUAUCAGUGGUAGGACCAGCUUUUGUAAACAGGGAAGUUAUACUGAAAGCGACACCAUACCAUCCUUGGAGAUGUGACGUAGCUUGGAGAUACUUAAUGGAUGGUUACACAAAAUUCCAAACAAUGAAUGGGACUGAUGCUAAAAAAUAUUCGGAGAAUGGGUCAUUCUUCUUGAAAUUGAACGCUUCCAUUGAAUACAACCGAGCUGAUUUCUACGCCGACUGCUUAACAAACACAACGAUCAGUACACCCAUGAUUACUUUAAAUAUGAAAGAUAUUAAUGGACUAUGUGGAGCUCUCGUGAUUCUAAGUCCGGUUGUUCGAGGUGCAGAAGUCAAACUCGGAUAUUUUCCGUCUGACCAGUCUUUAAAGCGUCAAACGUUCACUCAAAGAACAUGGAAGAAAGACACGCAGAAGCUUCAGCUACGAGAAGGUUCUCACGAAGAGGAACUAUUUUCAGAAUAUUUGUACAUAUUGAAAAUAUUAAACUUCAGAGAAGAGGAUAAAGGAACGUACACUUUAAAUUGCAAUUCGGGUGGCAACACGGAUUCAGUGCAGCUUCAUAUUUCAGAGAGACCGAGUUACCCAGUUCUCGGUCCAAAGUAUCCUGACUUUAACACAACAGAAUGUAUUUAUGUGUAUGCUGGCUCCGACUUUUAUUGCAAAACUGAAAAAGGAACCGAGCCUGUACAAGUAGAACUUUUAAUUGAACGGGAUUCAUUUUAUCUUGAAAAAAGCAAAGGGAACACUAGUUUGUACCGAUUCCAAAACAUUCAUCAACAAAUGGAUGGACAAUCUAGACGGAAUGUGACAUGUCAGGUUUUAAAUGCAGCCAUUGAAACACCCUAUGAAGUGCACGGCAUUUUAUGUAAUGUAGAAAAAGGUAGCCGGCCUGUUCUAACAGUUCCUGAAGAAUUUCAUGGAGAAAGGUCUACAUUAGUUUGUGAAGUGCGAAAUGCUUUCCCAGCUCCGGCAAUAGAAAUACGCGUUGACAAAGUUUUGCAAGUUGAUGUUCAACAAAUUGAUUUAUUUAACGGAUCCAUUCAUACGUUUACGAGCACAGUAACGAUGGAAAAGAUGAACAAAGCAUGGAAUGGAAAACGAAUAUGCUGUACCGUUAAACCCAAAUACGAGUUUGGUCUUGAAAAUGUGUCAGCAUGCAAAAACAUCGAUAUGAAAUAUCCGCCGUCGGACCUUUUGAUGUCCGUAAACAAUAAACCUGACUAUAAUGGGAAUGGUUUUGACUGUUUAUUAAACCUGUUUUGUGAAACGAAUGAAUCAAAUCCGCCUUGCGCUAUCGAAUGGUCAAGCGACAACGAUAAUUUAAGAUACAUUUAUAGCAGCAAUUGGACUAAUGAAGAACAUGGGAGCUACCGUUCUGUUUCCAACGUACUUUACAAAGUGACCGAAGACAUGACUGAGGGAACUAUAACAUGUUCAACAAGAUGUGAUCAUUUUCCAUCUCAUUUAUAUAAAGACUAUACAUUAUCGUUUUCAGAUUUUCCUUUAGAUUUAUUUAUGGAAUCAGCUAUUGAAAAAGACAGCAAUUCUAAAAUACUUAACUUAACCUGCCACACUGGUGGGACAUGCAUACCAUGUGCUAUUACGUGGAGCAGCAACUCCGUCUUUCUUCACCCACUAUCGACCUCACAAUGGACAAAGAACAGUGGCUCUGGCUAUACAAGUGUUUCAAAUGCGCUCUACUACAUUACUAAAGAUGUGGACGGAAAAGAAAUACAAUGUUCUGCAAAAUGCUGGAACGAUUCAUCUGAUUCAAAACAUGAAAGAUACACAAUUUCUUUUCAGGCUUUUCAAGCUGAACACUGGCGUACGUUAGUCCUUUACGCCUUAUCUGGAACCUUACUUCUAACACUUGCCACAACGCUCAUCGUGCUUCUCGUUCGUCGAUGCAAACCUCAUGCGUAUGAAAGGUUUCUACGCCGAAGAAGACCUGCAGAAAGCGACCCUAGUAGACAUGUGUACGAUGCUGUUCAGUCUACUGUUGAGACAACUACGCUUCACGAUCUAAGAAGGCUAUCUGCAACGGCCCCUGAGAACACAUCUCCACUCUCGGUUAUGGAAGAACAACAAGUCCGUCCAAAUAGAAACGAAUGCCCCUACGAUUAUGUGGAUACCUCACCCGACCACCAGAACCAUGGGAAAAAUACACCGGCUGCAUCUUACAUCCAUGCGAUAUAAAGCAACCAAUCGGACCAAUCAAAUUGUUUGAGUAAACACAACCAAAUAAAAAAUUGCCAAUACUUGUAAAUAUAUUUCAAUGUGAACAUUCUAAUCUUUGACUUCAUUUUAUUAUAAAUAUAAUAUUUCGAUAUUCUGGUUAUGUCGCACAUUUUUUUGGAAUGUUGUGGGUUGAGAUAGACAUGUUAUGUAUUUCGGUAUAUCGAAUGUUAAUUUCCCAUUUUCCCGAGGUCCUCACGACUUCGACAUUUGACUGAAUGUAACGUGGUUAUAAUUUUUUUUUGUAAAAACAAGACAUAACAUGAAAUACAUAAUUUACAAAUAGAAUUCUAAUAUGUAAUAAAAUGUAAUAUUCGAUAUACGAAUCACAUAUUAUGGUAAACGAUAUAAUCAUUAUUUAUUUUAUUAUAGUCAUACGAUUUAUGAGGUACGUUUUGUUUGACAAGUCCUUAUGCAUGCCUGAAGGGUUUUGCACUCGUCCUUAGGCUAGUGACAGGGACACACGCACGCACGUACGCUUGCCCGCGUGCGUGCGGUGUGUGU
Messenger RNA from Mya arenaria, 2932 nucleotides. RefSeq lists its product as uncharacterized. Bases 53 to 2389 code for a protein of 778 amino acids. NCBI's taxonomy places the organism in Eukaryota, Metazoa, Mollusca, Bivalvia, Myida, Myidae. The transcript is spliced from 10 exons. The record is from RefSeq and is a predicted model, not a curated record.